CGGCUUGGUGGAAAACCGAAACCGCAGUUCAGAGGCGCAGCGGCGAGUGGGGAACCCUGAGAAGAGGUGGAAGAGCCGGCUCGUCUCGUUUAGGAUCUUGUAGAAAGCUGAGAUUUUUAGGGUUUCUUUAGUAAUCUGGUGUAUGAAUCAUAAUCGAUAGGCUGUGGGAAUACUUUUCAAUUUUGUGUUAAGUAUUUGAGCUUUCGGGGUUUGAUAAUUUGAAGCAGGAUCGAUCGGUACCUGAAGGAAAAAUGUUUGGGGGUAACACUGCCAAUCAAAAUUUUUCAUACUUCUUGGAGGAGAAUCCACUCUAUUAUGAUUCUAAUUCAUUGACACAGCUGCGGCUAUUUGGGAAUAUUUCUGCAGCUUGUAAUGCUGAUCCGAUGAAACUUAAAGUGAGUGAUAACAAUGAAGCAUCUGUUUUAAACAUACCAAUCAAGAGAAGCCCUGAGUCGGUAGACAUAGCAACACAGAACAAUCUACAGAUCUCCUUUAAUAAUCUAUUUCGUGAUGAAAUGGAUAGAUCAAGGAGCAUUCCCCAGGUGAAUACUGUAUCCACUGGUCUGAGAUUAUCCUAUGAUGAUGAAGAACGACAUUCCUCUCUCACGACAGCAAGUGGGAGCAUGUCAUCUCUACCCUUCCCCACGACUGUUCUUGACAAUCUUCGUCCUGAGAUCAAGAAUCAAAAUGAAGAGUUCAACCGAUUCUUUAGAUUCCAGGAGGAACAAUUUGCAAAAGGUUUGACAGAGAUGAAGCAGCGACAUAUAACAUCAUUCGUGAACCUUAUUGAUCAAGAAUUAUCCCAAAAGCUCCGGGCUAAGGACAUGGAGAUCGAAUCUAUAAACCGGAAGAAUUGUGAGCUAGCUGAUCAAAUACACCAGGCUUCAGCAGAGGCUCAGACAUGGCAGCAGCGUGCACAGUACAACGAGUCGAUUGUGCAUGCUUUGAGAACCAGCCUCCAACAGGCUGUAGCUCAAGGUGCUGCUGCUACCGCUGCUGCAGCUAACUGGGGCAGGGAGGGCUGUGGCGAGAGUGAAGUCGAUGAUGCUGCUUCGUCUUUCUACCCUAAUUCUGUUAGGGGUGGGGAGAAGCGCGUGCUGACUAUGGCAUGUAAAGGUUGUAAAGGUGGGGAGUCUUGCAUGCUUUUACUUCCCUGCAGGCACCUAUGCUUGUGCAGGGAUUGUGAUGCACUGGUGGAUUCUUGCCCUGUUUGCUUUAUCAGGAAGACUGCGAGUGUUGAGGUGUAUAUGUCAUGAUAAUGUGUGUUUAAGAAGAGAGAGAGAGAGAGAGAGAGAGAGAGAGAGAGAGGUUGCUAUACUGAUUGUUGGUCUUGCCAAUAAUGAUUUCUUGCUCAGGUACCCUUGUUUGUUAGACUAAUGUUGAAUGCUGUGAAUAAAUGCUACUUUGUCCAUCUGCUAGGUUUGCUAAUAGCUGUAAUUCGCAAGUUUCAUUGAUAUUUACUCGAAAAUUUUGAGAAA
Molecule: messenger RNA, 1478 nt
Organism: Phalaenopsis equestris
Lineage: Eukaryota; Viridiplantae; Streptophyta; Magnoliopsida; Asparagales; Orchidaceae
Product: probable BOI-related E3 ubiquitin-protein ligase 2
Exons: 4
Coding region: 252-1256 (334 amino acids)
Molecular function (GO): ubiquitin-protein transferase activity
Source: RefSeq, a predicted model, not a curated record